UUACUGGAGCAUCUCCCGGUGGGCCCUCUGUCUGCCCAGCUCGGCUGCCAAGUCGCGGUAGAGGCACGAGUCCUUCGACGGUUCGGGCCACUCCUCGUUGAGCAUGUCGUACACCUCCUGCAUGCACCAGUCCGCUGGGACCCCGGACCUCGCCAGAAGCUCACUCACCAAGUUGGAGUAGUGCUCGAAGUUGGUUUUCUCCUCUUCGAGAACACACACACACACACACACACAAGUCGACCAUCCAUCUCUCUCUUACUCCAGCCUUGGUCCGCUGCAGCUCAGCCCGCAGAACAGCCACCUUCCUCACACAGAGGAUUCUCGUCGCUGCACAUAGACAGCCGGUAACAAAACACAGAAAGCAGCCUUUGUUGCGUCUCGCAUUGCAACUUGUCAUGCUAAAAAACCCAGUCCUCCUGUGUGUAACGCCAUUGCGAAUCCUCGGCACCACGCUUGAUAUCUGUGUGCUUUACGUUACGUGCCACAAAACAAACAAAGGAUAUAAGAUGUAGGCAGCGAUCAUCCUUACGCACGCCACACGGAGAAGGCAAGGGCGAGUGAUGACGUUGUCGAAGCUGACGUAGUCUCUGAUCGCCGGUGGGAGCUCGCAUGCAGCAACCGCAUUGCGCAUCAGACACCAGGUCAUGCGAGUGCGACUCCACUGAUUGCGAAUGCGUCCGUGUGUAUGUUAUGUGGUUGUGUGGAUGCGAGCGUACCCCUGCGAUGCGCGAGAGGCCUUUGCCGUAGGCCCGGUACCUCGCCACACAUCCUCACCAAUACCACCACUAGCAGCAGCAGCAGGGGGUGUGUCUCUCUGAAACACAAGACACACACAUCGAGACGUAUGGGCCAUGAUGGCAAAAUCCUCUUUCUCUCUUUCUCUGUGUGCCUGUGCGACCGCCUCUGGCUUCGAGUAGCACCUCCAUCCAGCCCUGUGACCCCUGUCGUAGAACAGCGUCAGGAAGUCAUCCUGCCCCACAUGCAUGAUGGACAACAAUGAUGUGUAUGUAUGUAACUCAUGGCAGGUGGGCACCUCCCCUUCUCUCCCCUGCGUGCCUUUUCUGUUAACACUGCAGCCAUAACACAUAUUCGAUGCGUGUCAUUCAGUGUCUCUCUUCUCUGCGUCUGUGGUACCCAGCAUGACUUUCCCGUCUGCGUAUAUCUCGGCGAGACGGCAUAUCUGCUCCGUCAUCCACCCGUACAACCCAGGACUCACGUGACACUCUCCUACACACACGACACACAUGGGCACACAAUGUCAUCCCCAUCUCUCAUGCGCGCAAUUGUGGGCUCACCCAGGGGGUCGAACUCUACAGCUUCCAUGCCAUGUGGUGUACCACAGGCACGAUGACGUGCUUGAAGAUGGCGUAAAGGUUGAGUGUGGCGCCAUAGCCAUAGCCAUCGCUCUCCCCCAUCUCGUCCAUGUCACCCGUGUUCUGAUCAGACACCAGCAACGGAUCCGUUGCUGGAAUGAUUUCCGUUGCUGGCAGGCUUACGGGGCAGAAAGAUGAGUAUCUGUGUAUCGAACAAAAGAACACAUCAGGGUCAGUCCAGAAGAUGUUCUGGGUGCCGUUGCCUGACACGCUCACAGACACACACACACACACGCCAUAUGAUUGACGUGCCAUCCAUGUUGCGACGAUGUUGAGGCGUGUCUCUCUUUAGGCUUACCCUCUUAGUAGGCGGCUUGUACGUGUAAAAACACGUGGGGUUGAUGUCUCACGGCCCAAAAAAUAUAAAAUGUAGGCAACGAUGAGCAGGCUCGACACUCUCGCUGGGCGCAAUCACGGCCAACCACACGCACGCACGAGCGCACCCCCACGCAUUCAUGGCAGUGUUAGUCGCCCCACUGGGGGCAGGCCAAAUCACCGCUGUGAUCUCCAGCCACGAGAUCUGGAACACACACACACACACCACCGACACGAAGAUGGUCACACAUACGCAGACACCGCGCGGCGGCUCGCUCACUGGGAAGGACGCAAUGAAGUAAGUAGUCGUCGAGGGCCUUGGCUGAUGUCACCUCGGGUUGCAGAUCAACCAUGUGGAGCGCGAGAGCCUCUUGAGGGGUCCGUCUGCGGCUGUCUGGUCGCCUCCCCCGUUGGACGGCAUGUGCCUGUGGGCCCCGGUGGCCACCAGUGGGUGGGAUGGCGCGGCUAAUCGACGGUGGGGUGGCGGGGGUCGGAAGGGGGGACGACCGCUGGAGGGGUGCGAUGAACACACUACUCCCCUGACAGACAGACAGACAGACAGAAUAGAACGGAUGACACGGCCCCGCCUACCUGAGUCUUUAUUCUGUGUGUGUUUGUACCUGUCUGUGUGGUUUCGGCAGUGUGGGUGUCGGCCAUAUGCAGCACCCCGACAGUCUGCAUCCAUCCAUCCAUCCAUCCAUGCAUCCAACACAGACAGAGACACAGACACAGUGAGGUGAGUGUGCUGUAUGUAUGUGUUUGAGUGUGGUGUGUUAUAUAUGUGAGUAUGUGUGUCGUGCCCAUACAGUGAGUGUGUGGGAUAAUCGGCACACGUGUGGGCCCCGGCCCGCCUCCGCCCGCGAAUGCCAUUGCAGGCAGGUCAUGGUGGCCCUUGUAAGCAUACUGACCACCUGAUAGAUAGACAGAGAUGGAUAAAUAACAAACAGACAGACAGACGGAUGCGAUGCAUCGCAUCCAUCAUGUCAUGAAUGAUGGAUCCAUGGAUGGGGAGGUGUGUCUUUAUUUACCGCACCGCAUGUGUAAAGACACUUACUUACCAGCAAAUGGUCGCAGUCCCACUUCGAAAUGAAUGCCUGUCCUCACCACCAUGGGCCUCGCAGGGCCAUAGCCCACCCUCUGCACGACACAACACAACACACAUGCAGACAUGCAUACAUACCCCCACACAGACACAGACACACAGCGCAUCUCUCGCCUGCUGCUCUCUCUCUCUCUCUCUCUCUCUCCGUCACUUACGGCAUAAGGAUUUGGAUAGCGCGGGACGUCACUUGGGCGAGGGUGGGCAUGGGGGUGGUCCCAGGACGUCGGCAAGAUGACUGGCGGGGGGAAUGCCGGCCCAAUCGCCUCAUACGGCACCGCUGCAGCAGCCGUGGGGCUGGCCAGCGAUGAGUCGGUGAACACCACGCUGCCGUCGGGAAGCUGUAUCCGGUUGACGCCCGCUGACGCUGACGAGUGGCCCUGCAGCGUGUCGUUGUUGAACGGCAGUGGGUGGGGGGGAGAGACGAUGGUCGCCGGGGAACCGUCGCCGCCAUGACUACACGAGUACUCACACACGCCUGAAACAAACAGCACAUGCAGCAAGCCAUGAGUGAUGGAGGGCGACGUAUGUGUGUGUUGGCCAUUCCCUCCCUCCUCUCUCUCUCUCUCUCUCUAUGUCUGUCUGUCUGUCUGUCUGUCCCCAUCACCCACCUUGGAAGGAUCCGUUCAUCCACUGGUCCACGCCCAUCUGCUGGAAGUCUUCACCGCAUACCUCAUCGACACCGCGACAUCCCAAUCCCCCCGCCCAACUGGUGAAUGGAACUGUGUCAGCAUUCAGGCGACUCCCACUCGCCCCUGUCGGUCCUUCUCGAAGCUCAGCCUGACCUCCCUGGUGGUGCUGCGGCCGUUGUGGAUCAUCCCGCACCGCCGCGUGCUGGUGGUGCAUGCUUCUGAACGCCAUGGGAGGCUGCUGGACUCAUGGACAGAAGCCGUCCUCACUAUUGCGUCCUGUCCAUGAGACAACCAGCAAAGAGAGGAAUAUAUCUCACCAAAUCCAAACGCAACUCGUUGACUGGUCACCAACACAUCGCAUUCUAAGAGGAAUCUGGAAAGAAAGAAGGCGACUCAGAGGCGUGUGCAGUGGUCAGGAUCCUCCGUGUGUACACCGCCAUCUUUGUUGUGUCUUACGUGGGCUGCUGGCCAAGCCGCCUCAACAUGGCUGCCUCCCAUCCACUGCAGGUGUCGCUUGACUUGCUUUCCGCCGAUUCCUGGGGCUAAAGCAGCAAGAAGAAACGAUGAGAAGAGACAGCGACAUUGCCAGCGGAAUGGCUGACCACAUGCAGCAGGUAGGCUCUCCGCAUGGCCUCAUCGACACGCCCGGCCAGCAACGAUGCGAUGUAUGCGAGCGGCGCCUC
Molecule: messenger RNA, 4102 nt
Organism: Vitrella brassicaformis
Lineage: Eukaryota; Vitrellaceae
Source: the annotation of a GenBank genome assembly